Hyaloscypha bicolor E is the source of this 681-nucleotide messenger RNA. RefSeq lists its product as uncharacterized. Lineage: Eukaryota; Fungi; Ascomycota; Leotiomycetes; Helotiales; Hyaloscyphaceae. The coding region runs from base 18 to 506 and encodes 162 amino acids. The transcript has a single exon. The record is from RefSeq and is a predicted model, not a curated record.
CUCUUGUCUUGCUGGGAAUGAUCGGCUGGGUAGUACUUGUAUUCCACCAUCCCACCGAACUUAUAAACUCCGCCUCAGUUCCAUGGAAGCAUUGCGGGAAUUCGCCUGUGGAAGCCCUACAAAACGACUGCGUCUAUGAUUUCAUAGCCGGCGCCUUCGUUCCCAACGCCUGUUUCGAUGCCGAACUCGAAGACGAGUUUUUGAAACUGAAGGAUUGGCACUUUUACGGGGAUGAAAACGCACAGCAGGAGCUUUCUAUCGAGAGUAUUAAAUCAAAUGGGGGUACUGAGCCUAUGUUUGUUUCUGUGGAGUAUCACUGGAUACAUUGCACGUAUACAUGGAGGAAGCUGCAUCGGUCGCGGGUUUUCGGGACACCGAUCGAUGAUCAUAUUGGGAAUUACUCACAUACGGCACAUUGCGGGGAGGGGCUUGUUUCGCAGUGUGAUGUGAAUGAUACGAGACCUAUUAUUGCCUUUUUGCAUCACUACACAUCUUGUUUGGCGUAGGGUCAGGGGAGUAUUGGUUUACGUGUUGGGAUCCUGGACGAAGAGAAGAGAUGGCUAACCUUGGAUUUCACUUGGAUUCCACCAGCGAUAAUUGAAGGGAGAAGCAUCCCAGAGGCUGCGAGCUUGGGUACAGCUGGUGUUUCCAUACUUAGAAAUGGGCAUCUUUCCGGCUUUG